UCUCUCCUUCUUGCUUUUAUCUUCUUCUCCCUCUAUGUCAAUCAAUAUUAUGCCAAAAGUGGUUAAAUUAUAAUUCAAUGAUCAUCUUUCAAUCAGGACGACAAAAUACAUCUUCAAUUGGUUGUCUUCGUCUUUGCUUAACCAGUGCAUAAACAACAAUGUUACUUUACAUUGUUUUCAUAAUUUCUUCAUCUCUUUUAUUUGAUUUUGGGCUAACUCAAACCAAUUUCGGAAAUGGAGCUUAUCCAUCUAGAGCUCCACCUCGUCCAUCUCAGCCACUACCACCACACCAGCCAGGCGAUACAUUCGUUCUAAAUGAGCCCUAUGUACCAUUAAACACUAAACCUCGAUAUAAUGAGGUCCGAACCCCAACUUUAAAUCCAUAUCCACAGCCAGAUAACGUAACAAAUACUUUAGUUGCUCAAAUCCAAGGCUUUGGUGUACUUGGUUAUGCAUCUUUUCGUGAAAUCGCUCAAAAUGAAUUAGAAGCUACGAUCAGCAUUACUGGUGGACCUGCAAAUGAAUCUUACAUUGCUCGUGUUUUUGAACUUCCAAUACAGAAUGGUGCCUCCUGUACUCCAAUCAAUGUCGGUAAAUUGAUAACCGAAUUUAAAGAUAGACAAAUUGAACCAAAUCGAAAAUUAGUCUUCCCCCUUGAUAGAGUAUUUACUCCUAGCGCUAUCAUAGGAAGAACCUUAAUGUUACAAGCUAAAUACAGUGGGGUUUCUAUUUGUUCCGUAAUUAUGCCGGGCGAUGAUAAGAAAUUAAUUUUUAUUGGUAAAUUCCAUUCUCCUAUUUCUGGUAUGGCUUAUUAUAUUCAAGGUGAUAUUGGCGCAGCAGUUGGAACCGAAUGGAUGAUGUUCUCUGAUGGUAAAAGACGGGAUGAUAGAUUCGCAUGGAGAUUACUGAGAAUUGAUUCCGAUACUGUUGAUAGUAAAGUACUUAAUGAGAAAAAUCGUUGCCAGGAUCUUACUGGUGAUGUAAUUCAUUCUUCUAAACAGUACCUUUUACCUGUUAGCACCGAAGCACCUAUUUGGAGAGGUCGAAUGCACUUAGGAUUGUCUACCCGCAUAGCUCCAACUGAUUCAAUCUACCUCAUUCUCGAAACACCAAAUGGAGCUCGUGUUGCCUGCACUUCCCUGAAUCGAGUCGAACCAAAAGUUGGUGUAGCAUCGUUUAUGAGCCCUGAUACACGAGGAGAAAUAAAGUUCACACAGGACUCGCCUUUUGAACCUACACGAGUCGUUAUUAAUCUUGACCUUUUCACGCCAGCAUUCAGUUAUGGAAUCGAUGUAUUACCAAGUCUCAGAAGAAAAAAGGAGGAAUUCAAGAAAUGUCCAAAUGUGAAGGAAACAAUUUAUAAUCCAUUCCAUGUUGAUCCAGAUAAGGUACCAGCUCAAGGUAUGGGUACAACCGAGAUGUACGCUGUUGGAGAUUUAUCUGGUAAAUAUGGAACAUUGGAGUCUCGCCAGUCUAUUAGAUUGACAACAUGGGAUGUCAAUUUACCAUUAUUUGGAUAUUAUUCAGUUAUCGGUCGUGCUAUUGUUAUCUAUGGACCAAACGGACCUGCAGUAGCUUGUACAAACAUUGAACUCGAUGGUAAACCAUUGCAUGUUGUUUAUGCUACAUUUGAUUACCCGAUUCAGGGUCAAUUUAUUUUUAGACAACCCGAAGGUGAAUGUUUUUCAGAUACUUACCUUUAUAUCGAGGUAUCAAAACACCCAAGUUUAGACACAGACAAGACGUUUAAUCAUCCUUGGCAUGUUCACGAAAACAAACUUAACAUCAAAGACACUCAAUUAAGUACAACCGAUUGUGGUCCAGCUGGAGGUCAUCAUAACCCUUACAAUGUUUCAGUUGCUUCUCAAAAUCCAAUUUAUGUGCGCGAUUGUAAUAUCUUUACUCCAACAAGGUGUGAAGUCGGAGAUUUGGCUCAUAAACUUGGUCACAUUGAUAUACCAAAGUACCUGGGAGUCAACGGACAAGAGCCAGAAGUAGCUAAAUAUUAUUUUAUUGACAGUGAUUCACCUUUAUGUGGACCAGCAAAGAUUGCUGACAAAUCAUUGGUCAUUCAUGAAGCUGAUUUCCAAAUGAAAAGAUUAAGUUGUGCCAAUUUGUUCGUUUAUUCACCCAAAACUAAGUAAAUGCAAUGUAACAAAUUUUAUAUUGAUCAUGAAAUUUGGUUGAUACUUUUAUUAAAGUCAGCUCAAACUGAUUUUUCCCAAAAUUGAA
Molecule: messenger RNA, 2232 nt
Organism: Tetranychus urticae (two-spotted spider mite)
Lineage: Eukaryota; Metazoa; Arthropoda; Arachnida; Trombidiformes; Tetranychidae
Biological process (GO): superoxide metabolic process
Molecular function (GO): metal ion binding
Source: RefSeq, a predicted model, not a curated record